AUGAACUAAUUGUUAUCUGAUAAAUAGAUGAUACAUGGAUUUAUGAAAGAGGAAAUUCAAAAUGGAAUAGCAGAAGGAAAUUAUGAAUAUGGAGUGAAAGUUGGUAAAUGGGUCUUAACAUAUUCUGACAGAAUGUAUAUUAAAGUUUUAUAAAUAUAUAAAGUGAGGAAGGUGAAUUUAAAGGAAAAUACAGAGUUGGAUAAUGGAUUAUUAAAAAUUUUUCAGAUGAUCUUUACCAUAUGUAAUAUAAUAAAAAUGAAAUUUAGAGGAUAAUAUGAUGAUAAAAAUUUAAAAACAGGAGAUUGGAUGAUUUGUCAAAAUUAAUAUUCAGAAAGUUACAUAAGAAGCACUUAUCAUAGAGGAAAGAAGAUUAGUGAAAAAAAGGUGGAGUAAAUGUAAAUUUCUACAAUCUAAUUAAAAUUAGAAUGA
Molecule: messenger RNA, 429 nt
Organism: Paramecium pentaurelia
Lineage: Eukaryota; Ciliophora; Oligohymenophorea; Peniculida; Parameciidae
Source: the annotation of a GenBank genome assembly